Messenger RNA from Pestalotiopsis fici W106-1, 441 nucleotides. RefSeq lists its product as uncharacterized. The coding region runs from base 1 to 441 and encodes 146 amino acids. The transcript has 2 exons. Lineage: Eukaryota; Fungi; Ascomycota; Sordariomycetes; Amphisphaeriales; Sporocadaceae. The record is from RefSeq and is a predicted model, not a curated record.
AUGUCUUCACCCGGAAACGAGUCUGCUGUCGGCGACACAGCCGAUACUCCUGCCGCCAGCACCAGCCGCGGACGCGACCGUCCGCUCAACCCGAGGCUGCGACCACAGCGAUUACACCAUAAGGUCAAUAAUGCCAUGAAGGUCGUCGACAAGAAGCUGGACGACAAGAACGCCACAGCCCUGAGCGACUGGCUCUCCGCUGAGGAGAUGGUACAAUUCCGCCGUACCGUCCGCGAGAUUGUUCGCCGAGAGUACAAUGCCACAUUUGACAGCUGGCCCAAACGCGUGGUCCACAACUACGUCCCCGAUGCACGAAAGGCUAUCAUCGAUGCCAUCAACGAGAGCUGGGCCAUGUUUGACGCCGCCAGGGUUGCAAAAGAUGAGCAGUACGACGAUUUCGUCGCGGCGGAUCUCCUUUUUCCGAAGUUUUACACAGAGUAA